Messenger RNA from Aspergillus sclerotioniger CBS 115572, 665 nucleotides. RefSeq lists its product as uncharacterized. The transcript is spliced from 3 exons. Lineage: Eukaryota; Fungi; Ascomycota; Eurotiomycetes; Eurotiales; Aspergillaceae. The record is from RefSeq and is a predicted model, not a curated record. Bases 99 to 491 code for a protein of 130 amino acids.
CUUGAUGCACGAUGGGAAUCGAUCGGUGCCACAAUUAGGACGGCGGUCUUUGCCUAUUCGGCCGAUGUCAACACAAACUAUGAGCACAGCCCUAUCUCAUGAUGGAAACCAUCUCAUCCCAUCUUUGCAACCCAUUCGACCGCAAUCACAGCAAUCAAACAAUGGAACUCGAAGAAACCUUUACCAAAUGCCUCGGUGUGUCGAUUCUGGCUGUCAUUGGCCUGAUAUUCCUACCGCCUAUGGCUGGCAUCUGUGAUGGACGGGGACUGCUGGGCCAGUUGGGCUCUACGAUCAUCGAGCUGUAUCCCAUUCUGGGACGGUUCGUUCUCCAAUUCCUUCUUGUCAUGUUCUUCGUCUUUCCUCUCGUCAUGGUGUUCUUUAUGGCACUGUCGUUGCUCAUCUCGUUCAUCUUGUUCCACUACGACCGAGCUUUGGGGAGGGGUAUAGGCCGAGCAAUCAGGGAGGAUGUUGAUUACCGGGAUAAAUAUUGAUUACGAUGUUGGACUGUGAUCGACUGGAAGAGGUUUUUCUGUCAAGAUCACAACCAGAGGUGACUUCAAGCAGGUAGUCAAGAGGAUUACCUGAUAUCUUCUGUUGGAUCUAUCUAUCUUUGAAGCUGUUCCCUACCCCUAAGAUAUGUCUUUUCUAGUCAUGAGCUUCUCACA